Messenger RNA from Brassica rapa (field mustard), 2691 nucleotides. RefSeq names its product eukaryotic translation initiation factor. Gene Ontology annotation, cellular component: eukaryotic translation initiation factor 4F complex. NCBI's taxonomy places the organism in Eukaryota, Viridiplantae, Streptophyta, Magnoliopsida, Brassicales, Brassicaceae. The record is from RefSeq and is a predicted model, not a curated record. Gene Ontology annotation, molecular function: protein binding; translation initiation factor activity; mRNA binding.
AACAAGAGCAAUGCAGAUGCCAAUCCAAUUUCAAUUAGAAAAGACUAAAGAGGUUAGAGUACACAAUACACAGACCUCUCCAAUUUCAGUCUGGAAAUAUCUUAUAAUUAAAUUACGUAUUUAAAACAAUGGACCGUAUGAGUACUAUCAGGCCCAAUAAAUAAAAGGCCCAAACCCUAAAAACGCCUGAGGGGGAGAAGCUGAUAACGAAAAUAAAAAGAAGCAUCAAUACGCUUCUCCGCCGCGUUCGUUCCUUCAUUCUUUCUCACACAAACUCUCUCCCUCUCUCUCUCUCAGCCCUACUAACAACCAUCCUAGCUUUUACCGCGAAAGAUUCCGAGAGUGAUGUUGAGCUUGAGGCCAGGAGGAGGUCGUGGAGGAAGCAUCUUCGCCCCACGCUCUGCCUUGUCUUCCUCUUCCUCCUCUGAUCUUACCAAUGCCGAAGACGCUCCUUCUUUUGCCGUUAAGAGAGGAGACUCGAGAUUUGAGGGUCAUGAGAUUGUGCGGUUCACUCGCGAACAGCUUCUUCAGCUUAAAGAGGGUAGCCAAGUCUCUGAUGAAGUUCUGAAGCUCGGUAAGGAUAUUGCAUCUGAUCUUUUUGGCGAAGAGCAGAGCUGGGGCCGUUCGGAAAACAAGCCUGCAGCUCAAGUUCAAAACCGUUACUCGGAGACUGAUAACCGUGAUUGGCAUACUCGUGCACCAAUUCCUUCCCCGAGUAAAGACAGGUCAAGGGAGGACCAACGCGAAUCUAGAGAUGCGUAUUCUGGAUCAAUCCAAGGGUCUGGCCCUCCUCCUGCCCUUGUGAAAGCAGAGGUCCCAUGGUCAGCUAAAAGAGGAACUCUUUCAGAAAAGGAUCAAGUUCUCAAGACCGUGAAAGGUAUUCUGAACAAGAUGACUCCUGAGAAGUAUGAUCUUCUUAAGGGUCAACUAAUUGACUCUGGCAUCACAUCUGCGGAUAUUCUAAAGGGAGUGAUCCAGCUGAUUUUUGAGAAGGCCGUACUAGAGCCCACAUUUUGCCAGAUGUAUGCUCUUUUGUGUUUUGAUAUCAACGGAAAGCUGCCUUCGUUCCCAUCAGAGGAAGCCGGAGGAAAAGAAAUAACAUUCAAAAGAGUGCUUUUGAAUAAUUGCCAAGAACAAUUUGAAGGCGCUGACAAGUUGAAGGAAGAAGUCAGACUGAUGACUGAUCCAUCGCAAGAAAUGGAGCGCAAGGACAAGGAAAGGAUGGCCAAGCUCAGGACAUUAGGAAACAUCCGUUUAAUUGGUGAACUUCUGAAGCAGAAGAUGGUGCCUGAGAAGAUCGUUCAUCACAUCGUCCAGGAGCUUUUAGGAUCCGACGAUAAAGAUUGCCCAGCAGAGGAAGAUGUUGAGGCUCUUUGUCAAGUUUUCAUCACCAUUGGAAAACAACUCGAUGAGAGCCUAAGAUCACGAAGCAUAAACGACAUGUACUUCACCCGUUUGAAGGAACUAGCAGUGCACCCGAUGUUAGAGCCACGCUUGAGAUUUAUGGUCCGUAAUGUUGUUGAUCUGCGAGCUAACAAGUGGGUACCAAGGCGUGAGGAGAUGAAAGCCAAGAAAAUCACUGAGAUUCAUUCAGAGGCAGAAAAGACUCUUGGGUUGCGCCCUGGUGCAAUGUCGAAUAUGAGGAAUAACAACAGCCGCGCCGGUGCGGAUGCUGAUAUUCUUGGCUCUGGAAACUUCCUUGGACGCUCUGGCAUUGGAGGAAUGAUGCCUGGUAUGCCAGGGAACAAGUCGCUGUCGGUUAAUUCAAGGCUCCUACCUCAGGGAAGCGGUGGUAUCUUGAAUGGUAAACCAAGUGCCCUAUUGCAAGGCAACAGUGCUGAACCGGCUAAAGCUGUUGUUGCCCCGGCCAAACCAGCCGUGGAGAAGCCACAGCCACAGGUGGCGGCUCCUCCUAUGGCUGCUACUAGCUUGAACUCAGAAGUGCUCAGCAGGAAGACCAAGUCGCUUUUGGAAGAGUAUUUCAAUGUCCGUCUGUUGGAUGAGGCAUUGCAAUGCGUAGAGGAACUGAAAUCCCCAUCUUACCAUCCCGAGCUCGUCAAGGAAGCUAUCUCCCUCGGAUUGGAGAAAAACCCACCGUGCGUUACACCAGUUGCAAAUCUCUUGGCACAUUUGGUCUCUAAGAACGUUCUAACUCCUAAAGACAUAGGGAGUGGUUGUCUGCUUUACGGGUCUAUGCUUGAUGACAUUGGAAUCGAUCUGCCAAAGGCGCCAAACAACUUUGGGGAGAUCCUUGGGAGUUUGGUUAUGGCCAGUGCGUCUGGUUUCGAGGUGGUCAAAGAGAUUCUAAUGAAAAUGGAGGAUGAGUGGUUCAAGAAAGCAGUCUUGGAUGCUGUGAUCAAGAGUGUAAGCGACUCUCUGUUGGUUACGCAUGCAGCUGAUGUCGAGGCGUGCCGUAGUUUGGUGUAGAUCAGUUUAAGACCCCAAACUCGCUGGAAAACCAGGUGAGAUCUUUCCUCAAAACCUUUUCUAAAAAACUUGUUGAGUUAAUACCAAUACUAGUCAUCGAGAUUAGUUUCAAUCUUGAUACAUGGUUUUGUUUUUCUUUAUUUGUGUAUGUUCUCUUUGGUGCUACAUCUUGGUUUUGAUUAGUUCAAGAUGCGCAAGACGUUGAUACUAUUGUUUAAUGGUAGUGUUUUAACAUUUGUGGAAUGAAAUUUUAUUUUUAAUAAA